AUGACAGGAUCAAAAAAGGGGAAAAAAAGGUCAAAAUUAAAGAAAGAGCAAUUGCUAGACCAAGCACCAAUUGAUUUUGAUAAGUUUUUCCUUUCUUUUGUGAAAUGGAAACCUGAAGUCAUUAAAUGUGUUAUGUCCUAUAUUAGGAGUGAUUGUUUGCAUAUAUUCUUAGAUUGUGAUGCUUUAGUGCCAUUUAUUUUACCAUAUAUCAACAAACACGUUCAAAUUUAUGAACACCCUAUAAAUAUUACUGGACCAUUAGUCUGGAAAACUUUUCAAUUGGAGUACACAAAAAUGAUACACUUAUCUAUGAGUAAACUAAAGGAACUUAUGGAUAAAUAUAAAAUUUGUCCGAAUGAGGCUACAAUUUAUGUGGAGGAUAGUGUUAAUUUUACAAUUGAUCGGAAAGGUAACAUUCGAAAAGAUCCAGAGAACGAGGAUGAAGAUGACUAUGCAUAUCGUGAUAGAGUACAAUUCUAUGAAAAGCUUGAUAAAUGGUGUUUAUAUCAUCAGGAAAUUUUAGGAAAAGUGAAGAAUUGGAGACUUGAAGAUAAAAUUUAUCAAAGAGACGGAGCCAAAUUCCUUUCCAAACUAAAUUCGUAUAUGAAUUUAAUGUCAAUUGAUGUCGCGCUACCACAAUUUGACAAUGAUGUUGAUCCUGAAGCCCAGAAGGAAAUAUUAAAUUGUAUUCCCAAUUCAGUUUCUGGUCUUUCCUUUGAUAUGAAGGAUGAGUUGACAAGUUUUAAUUUUCUCAGAUAUUCAUAUUUAAGGAAGUUGGAGUGUCCAAUUUUUUACCGGGAUCAUAUUAAUUUAAUUCCUCCUAGUGUUGAGUCGUUGAAUAUAUACGUAUAUGGUGAGGCUGAAGUUACAUUUUUAGACACGGACAAAGUUCCUCCCAACUUAAAACAGUUUACAGUUGGUACUGGAUAUGGAUUUCCCAAUAUUGCAAUUCUCAUUAAACAAAUGAAUAAAUUGGAAUGGUUUGAAUAUUGUCAUGAUAGCAAAAUUACUAAACUCGAGUCUUUGUGUUUGCCCCAUUCGAACAUCACUAGUUUAGUUUUCCAAUCAUGUGUCUUUAAUGACUAUUCAUCAAUUAGGAAAUAUAAAGCCUUGAAGAGAUUAUGGAUCCUUCAUUCAAAUUUCCCGAGAAAAUUAUUUGUUUCAGUAGAAGAUUUUCCAAAUUUGCAAGAGUUUAUAUUUCUGCCAAGAAGUAUGGUCUAUUAUAACCCUCGUUUCUGUGUUGAACCCCCAGCGUCAGAGAAUUCAUCUACUGUGUUGGAUGAUAGGUUGGUAUUUCCACCAAAUUUGGGUAUUCUUCAAAUUGAUGGUGAUUUAACUAUCAAGACAUUGAAUCUUCCAAAAAAGUUGAAUGCUUUAACAUUAGGAAGCUCAAGAUUUCCCAAAGGAAUCCGUUUCAAGCUUCCAGACUCAAUAAGUCUUUUGCAAAUAACAGGAACAACUGUUAAGAGUAUGAACGGAUUUCAUUUCCCUACCAAUUUAAAAUAUUUAGCUAUUUGUGGUAAUGGGUUAUUGAAGUCCAUGACGAAUACCAAUUUGAAGAGUCUCAAACACUUAUAUUUUGUUGAUUUUAGAGGAACAACAAUUGCUAAUCAAGAUAUGCCUAGUGAGACCAACAAGUACAAGUAUAAUAGUUUCACUGCUCCAAUCGAAGAUCGUGGAUAUGGAUAUUAG
This is a messenger RNA of Candida tropicalis MYA-3404, 1692 nucleotides long. RefSeq lists its product as uncharacterized. Lineage: Eukaryota; Fungi; Ascomycota; Pichiomycetes; Serinales; Debaryomycetaceae. Bases 1 to 1692 code for a protein of 563 amino acids. The transcript has a single exon. The record is from RefSeq and is a predicted model, not a curated record.